Messenger RNA from Gallus gallus (chicken), 4957 nucleotides. RefSeq names its product von Willebrand factor C domain containing 2 like (gene VWC2L). Gene Ontology annotation, biological process: negative regulation of BMP signaling pathway. The record is from RefSeq and is a predicted model, not a curated record. Gene Ontology annotation, molecular function: protein binding. Lineage: Eukaryota; Metazoa; Chordata; Aves; Galliformes; Phasianidae. Gene Ontology annotation, cellular component: AMPA glutamate receptor complex. The transcript is spliced from 4 exons. The coding region runs from base 2670 to 3359 and encodes 229 amino acids.
AGAGCAGCCGAAUUGCAAGGAGAUCGAUUGUGAGCGUAUCGCAGCGGAGCCACCAGCGCACGGCUCCCCAGUUCCAGCCUGCAGGAAGACGGGAAGUUUUAAUAAUGCAGCAAGGUGGGAUUUUCGAUGCAGCAACCGCUCGGGCUGCCGCCGGGGCAAGAAGGAGGCCGAGUUGGGGAGCGCAGCAUUGACGGCAGUGGGAUCACCGCAGGGCUGCGUGCCGCUCCCCGCACCGCGGCCCCGCAGCUGGAUUCCUCUUUUUUUUUUUUUUUCCCCCAUUCCCUCUUUUUAUUUUUAUUUUUUUAUUUCUCACCCACCCUCAAAGAAAUUUCUUUUUUUUUUUUUUUUUAAGAUUAAUUAUUAUCACUAAUAGAGGGCGGGGUGGCCAUGCCCUUCCCCAGGGCUGGGGAGUCCCCGCAGGGGAGCGGGGCCCGCCAGGCGCCGGGCUCCUCUGCCCUCCCUUUGCCUGCCCGCCGCCUCGCCAGCCCCCGCGCCCCGCUUCUCCCCCCUCCUUCCCCGGCUGUGGCAAAUCCUGCACUGCAAGAGAUCCGCUGGGCAUAGGGAGGGGAUCUCUCUGUUGUUGUGUUUUUUUUCUUCUCCCCUCCCUCCCCCGUCUCCCUACCCUCCACUUGAGACCUGAGGAAAUCCAGCCCAAGUUCUCCGCGAUGACUGCGCUGCUGGCAUCGGGGUAUCUCCGCGGUAUCCCUGCCUCUGGAGUGCCGCGCUGCUGCUCGCUCUGAAUCCUCGGCGCCGGGUGAAAGCUUAAUUCUCAUGCCGUGGUUGCUGGGCUGCCGCUUUCCUGCGUUUUGCGAUGGGAGGUGGAGGAGAAGGGAUUGUCCGUGAGUCAACGCUGAAAAUGUGAUUAGGAGGAACUGCUUUCACUAAUUUUUGUCUAACCUUUUAGUCCAUGUUGGCCUGUGACCCCUCACAGCUUUCAGAUCGAGCCUGAUUAGGUAAGUGUGAAUUAUUCACUUGGGGUGAGGGAAGGUGGAGGGAAGCGUUUUACUCAGGCACCUAGCGAUGGUCCUGGCCCCUCUCUGAUUGGAAAUGAUGAGAAAGUUGGGCUGUAAACUAAUUGCAAGCAGAGUGGUGCUUGUUUACUUGUUGCAGUCUGUCGGUGCGAGCUGUCUGCAGUCUGUCUGAUCUCCAGGAUCACCGCCUGGCAGUUGCCGUGGGACAGCUCGGAUAGCCACAGGCUGUAGGAAACACCGUGCUCUUAUUUAUGAGCUUCAGAGAACUUUUGGUUUUUAAUUUGGAGAGCUCCCUCCUCAAACUUCGGCACCUUCUCUCCAUUGUUUCAUGUUUCCCCGGACGUGAAUUACUUCAUUUGCUCCUGCUAUGUUGUGUUUGUUUGUUUGUUUGUUUCCUAAUUACCCACCAAUCUGCAGUAUUGCAACCUACCUGUAGCAUUUAGGCAGGCAUCCACUUUGGAGCUGGGUAAAGCAGUAUGAGCCUCCCAAAUCCCAAACAGUACGUUACAAUAGGUGCUGCUGGCCGGUGUAAGAAGGUGCCUGGUCCUUGUGCUGGGAAUGCAGCUAGCACUUCAAUUAAGAAGAUAUCUUUUGAAUUUGAUAAAGCUUGUGUAAUAUCCGGUGUCUCCCUCUGUUGUGGCUUUGGAAAAACUGCUUUGUCAACAGGAUCCCUCAACUGCUUCUCCAGGAGUAAAGCGUGCUGCCACUGCUGCUUUUCUUCAGCUAAGGAGAACGAAUUGCUCAACAUCUUCAGCCUGUCCAAAAUUCCAGUGCUGAAGGAAUACCCCCUUGGGGUGGAGGGGGGCAUGUUUGGCUGUGCGUGUAGACAAUGCGCGUUGUGCACUGUGCGUCUGCCUGUCCACAGACAAGCCAUGCUUGGUGAGUGCUUCCCCUCCUCAAUACAGAGCUAACAUCUUAUCUCACUGAAAAGUUUGCUGCGGCACUUUGCCCAGUCCUCCCUAGAGGGGUCAGAACCCACCGCACAGCUGCUGCUCGCGGGGCCGGGCAGUGAUGUGGCACAGCAGGCAACCAAUCGCACACCCAGGGAUGCAUGGAGCCUCACUCCAAGCUCAGCCCUGGGGCCAGGCAAAGCUGCUCCCUCUGCGGAGCUGAGCACAGCAAGGUCGGGCUGUGCUGCAGCGCUCCCGAAGUUUUAGUGAGGUUCCAGCCACGAUUCAGCAGCUCUGCACACCAUACAGGCAUUUAGCAUCCUGCUCUCAGCAUUUCUCCAAGGGAAGCACCGGAAUGCUGAAUACUGGAGGAGAAUCGCAUCGUGUGUUUGGUCAGGAUCAUACAGACCUGCUGCUGACAGCCCAGGCAGCCCUUCUUCGUCUUCCUAAAUGCUGCAUGUGAAACUGCCGUUCCAUCUCAUGCAACGGGUACAAUCCAGCUCCAUCUUCUAUGCUGGACGCAGAUCUGCCUGCAGAGUGUGCUUCCCUUGUUCUUCUGCCCCCCUUUGUUUGAUGAAGAGGGCUGAGUGCCACACAGAGCACGGAGGGACGGUGGCCACAUCUGGAGGUCAAGGCCAUGCUUAAGCUGGGGUUCAAAUCCCUCCGGGCUGUCCAUCCCCAUGCAACUCCAGGCAGCUGCUCUAAGUUCUGGUGCAACAGAAAACUCUGCACAUGAGGGAAAUAUAAAUGAGACCACGACACUGGUCUCCUUAUGGAAGCAGCUGUUUCUAUCCGGCCCUGAGAUCCCAUGGAGAAGCUGAGGAGGGGGAUGGCUCUUCACAUCCAUGAAGCCUGGAUACUGCUGUUUGUAAUCCCUGGCUUGGUCACACCGGCUGCCAUCAACCACGAAGACUACCCUGCCGAUGAAGGGGACCAGACCUCCAGCAAUGACAAUCUGAUCUUUGAUGACUACCGAGGGAAGGGUUGCGUGGAUGACAGUGGCUUUGUGUACAAACUGGGAGAACGGUUUUUCCCGGGGCAUUCCAACUGUCCCUGCGUUUGUACUGAGGAUGGACCUGUUUGUGAUCAACCCGAAUGCCCUAAAAUCCACCCAAAGUGUACAAAAGUGGAGCACAAUGGAUGCUGUCCGGAAUGCAAGGAAGUGAAAAACUUUUGUGAAUAUCACGGAAAAAAUUACAAAAUAUUGGAGGAAUUUAAGCCCUCGCCAUGCGAAUGGUGUCGCUGCGAGCCCAGCAAUGAAGUUCACUGUGUUGUAGCAGACUGCGCAGUUCCCGAGUGUGUCAACCCGGUCUAUGAACCAGAGCAGUGUUGUCCGGUCUGCAAAAAUGGUCCCAACUGCUUCGCAGGAACCACCAUCAUCCCCGCGGGCAUCGAGGUGAAGGUGGACGACUGCAACAUCUGCCACUGCCACAACGGGGACUGGUGGAAGCCAGCGCAGUGCUCCAAGCGCGAGUGCCAGGGCAAGCAGGCUCUGUAGCUGCAGAACCCCUCGCUGCCGCCGCGACUGCGGCUCCAACGCGUCCCAGCUCCUCCAGCUGCUGCAGGGUCACCACCGAGGCCACCGGGCACUCCUGGCAGGACAGGGUUUCCCUCCCUGCCCUCUUGCUUUCGGCCCCACGUACCCAGCACCUAGGUAGCUGCUCCGCUUUUGUGAUUAUCGGCGCUCAGUAGGGAUUCUGUGGUGAGAUGUGGAGAGGAAGAAGAAGAGAAAAUGCAACGUCCGGCGCAAGCUCUUUGACUGGCGAUGCCUCCGAGGCGCCGCUUCGCUCACUGCUCUCACUUCCGACGGCGCGGAUCGCGGUUUUCCACAGUCAUUUCUUUUGCUGUUGUGAUUUAUUUGUGAUAACUUUUUUAAGCCGAAGCUGGGAUGGUCGGGGCAAUACAGCUAUGAGCGAAGCAGCGGGUGGUCUCCGUGGUGUCUGUGGGGGGGCACUAAGGACAGGAGGGGGCAUGGGCCAGCAGCGGGGAUGGGGCUGAGCCCAACGCUGGGUCUGUGCUGACCUUCCCCACCACGUGGGGACAGCAAUGCUGAGGAUGUUGACAUGGGCACCGUGAGCUUGUGGCCAUGUCUCACGAGGACAUCAAGAGCACGGCAUCUUACCCAGGUCAGAGAGGCACGGUGUCUCCCCACAGCUCUUUGCUGGGGCCGGUUGCUCUCCCUCUGAUUCACUAGUACUGUGCCAGUCACCGCUCACACUCCGUUUGCUGCUUUUUGCCCAUUGCCAUUAGGACAAGGGUGGUUAUUUCGGUCAGCCUUCAGCCCAGCACCUGCUCUUAGCAGUGACGAUGGCAAAUCCAACCAGCACAUGCAUCGAGGCGGUCUCGGUUGGUGCACAGCUGCCUUUGUAUUUUCAUUUCUUCCCCAUUCUGCAUUUCAGCAGAGGGCAGAUCCUUAGCUGGGGUGGGUCAAGCACUGGUGCAGCCACUGCUGUGCUUGGGCUGAGGAUGCGCUCCCUUCUGGCACCGCGAACAAAGCCAUCGUCACCUUGGUUUAUCAGCUGCUCUCUGCCAAUACCAUCCAUCCCUUUUCAAAGUUUUCAAACAAUAGCGUGCCUGAAACUAGUGAGGGAAAAACAAACAAAAAAAAACCUAUUCUGUAAAAAAAAAAAAAAGGGGGGGGGGGGGGGAGGGGGUUCUAGAAACAAUAUUUGAUGUGUAAAAGAAUAUAUUAUUAAAAAAAAUUAUUUUGUUAAAUAUAAAGUGUGUGAACCAGCAAAAAAAAAACCCUCUAUAUCUGUGGUGUAUUUUCCUCUGCUGAUUUCCCCACCCCAGUUCACCAUCACAUCGCUACCUGCAGCUCCAAGGCCCUCCCCUCAACCUCCACAUGCUCUUUUCCCUUCACUGGUGCCAUUUGAUAUUCAGCCCCACGUCCCAAAUGUGGGAAUUUGCUUUCUGUUCACAAACUCCUUUUGCUACCUCCAGAUGCAUCAUUAUUUACACUGAUUAGUAGUUACUCUAAUUAAUUACAGCUUAAUUACUGUAGUUAAUGUUUGUACAGUGCUUGGAACAGGUACGGUGCUAUACGUGCCGGUUAUUAUUAUUUUCUCCAUUAUUAAUUAAACACCAUCAACAUUC